Molecule: messenger RNA, 207 nt
Organism: Brugia pahangi
Lineage: Eukaryota; Metazoa; Nematoda; Chromadorea; Rhabditida; Onchocercidae
Source: the annotation of a GenBank genome assembly
AUGCAACAUUGGUGCUUUGCUAAAUCGAGCAAAGGCAGCAAAGGGAGUAAAAUAACAUAUGGAAAACUUGCAAAGCGUGAAAAGGAAAUGAUCUUAAUAAAAAGGAAGCUGUUGCGAGAAAAUGACAAUAAGUCAAAAGACAAAACCUGCGAAUAUGAAAAUCAGCACUGCUUUAAAAAAAUACAAGGAGCUAGAACAAAAACUUGA